Molecule: messenger RNA, 2912 nt
Organism: Labrus mixtus (cuckoo wrasse)
Lineage: Eukaryota; Metazoa; Chordata; Actinopteri; Labriformes; Labridae
Gene: slc15a1b
Product: solute carrier family 15 member 1b
Exons: 23
Coding region: 83-2278 (731 amino acids)
Biological process (GO): oligopeptide transport; transmembrane transport
Cellular component (GO): membrane
Molecular function (GO): dipeptide transmembrane transporter activity
Source: RefSeq, a predicted model, not a curated record
AUUUGGACAGGGCUCACUUAUCUUUCUAUGUCUUGUUGUUGAAGGAUUCAGUUGGAAAAGGGACCUGAAGUUGACAGCAGCCAUGGCAGGUGAGUCAGAGGGAAAAAAGCCCAAGCAAAAAAGUGCCACAGUCUGUGGCUAUCCAAUAAGCAUCUUUUUCAUCGUGGUCAAUGAAUUCUGCGAGCGAUUCUCCUACUAUGGCAUGCGAGCCGUGCUAGUGCUGUACUUCAAAUACUUCUUGAAGUGGGACGAUGACUUUGCCACCACCAUCUACCACACCUUUGUGGCUUUGUGCUACCUGACACCUAUCCUGGGGGCCGUUAUUGCUGAUUCAUGGCUCGGCAAGUUCAAGACUAUUGUUUACCUGUCCAUCGUUUACACGCUGGGACAGAUAGUCAUGGCUAUAAGUGCUAUCCAUGACAUCACAGAUACAAACAAGGACGGCACCCCCGACAACAUGACCUUCCAUGUAGCUCUGUCCAUGGUGGGUUUGAUCCUGAUCGCCCUGGGAACAGGAGGCAUCAAACCCUGCGUGGCUGCUUUUGGAGGAGACCAGUUUCAAGAUCAUCAGGAGAAGCAGAGAAGCACCUUCUUCUCCAUCUUCUACCUGUCCAUCAACGCUGGCAGUCUGCUGUCCACCAUCAUCACUCCCAUCCUCAGAGCUCAGGAAUGUGGCAUUCACACUCAGCAGAAGUGCUACCCACUGGCCUUUGGUGUCCCUGCUGCUCUCAUGGUGGUCGCACUGAUUGUGUUCAUUGUUGGAAGCGGCAUGUACAAUAAGACCGCCCCUCAAGGAAACAUCAUGGUGAAGGUCUGCAAAUGCAUCGGGUUUGCUAUUAAGAACCGCUUCAGGCAUCGUUCUUCUCAGUACCCCAAGAGAACCCACUGGAUGGACUGGGCUGAUGAGAAAUAUGAUAAACUCCUGAUUGCUCAGGUGAAGAUGGUGGUGAAAGUGCUUUUCCUCUACAUCCCUCUGCCCAUGUUCUGGGCUCUCUUUGACCAGCAGGGGUCAAGGUGGACCCUCCAGGCGACCACCAUGGAUGGCGACUUUGGACUUCUCACUAUUCAGCCUGAUCAGAUGCAGACUGUGAACCCAAUCUUGAUCCUGGCUUUGGUGCCAAUAAUGGACAGUAUUAUCUACCCGCUGAUUUCCAAGUGCAAAUUAAACUUCACUCCUUUAAAGAGAAUGACUGUGGGGAUGUUCCUUGCUGCUCUUGCCUUCAUCGCUGCUGCCCUCGUCCAGCUACAGAUUGACCAAACCCUGCCACAGUUCCCAUCAGGCACUGGAGUCCAGGCAAAGAUCAUCAACAUGCUGAACAGACAGCUGGAUGGCUCAGCUGGAGGACUGAAGUUUAGCUUGCAGCCUUUCACGGCCGAAGAGGAUUACAUGUCAUUUAACGGAGGAUUUGCACUGGAUCUUGGUGGCAAUGUUUACCCAGUCAUUUUAAAGUAUGAAAGUAGAAAUACCCUCGUCAUCAUUCAGAAUGGAACCAUACCCACAUAUCUAGAGUUCACAGACAUCACAGCAAAACCGGAACAGGGAGCUAAUGCUGUGAGGUUUUUCAAUGGUUAUAGCUCACCUCUGAACAUAACCACAGGGACCCUGGAAUUUGGGAACACUGUCAGAAACAGCAUGUCAACAUAUGUUAAUGUACCACAUGGAGAAGCAAAGUUCCACAUCAGGGAUAAUGCUGGAAAUCAGUGUGACUACAGUCUGACACUGGGCUUCGGGAGCUCAUACACCUUGCUCAUCCCGUCUACUUUCAAAUUUGGAACAAAUUGUGAAAAGAGCAUCAACACAGCGGUAGACAUCAAACCUAACUCCAUCCACAUGGCCUGGCAGAUUCCUCAAUAUUUCCUCAUCACUGCAGGAGAGGUGGUCUUCUCCGUCACCGGCCUGGAGUUCUCUUACUCACAGGCACCCAGCAACAUGAAGUCUGUGCUGCAGGCUGGUUGGCUGUUGACUGUUGCCGUAGGUAACAUCAUUGUGCUAAUUGUCGCUGAGGCUGCAACGCUCCCAGAUCAGUGGGCCGAGUACAUCCUCUUCGCCUCUCUGCUGCUGCUAGUUGUCUUCAUCUUUGCCUUCAUGGCCUAUUUCUACACCUACACCGACCCAGCCAAAAUAGAGGCCCAGUUUGCCCAUUUUGAUCCCAAAGACAAAGAGAAGAAGAAGAGUUUGGAGAUGGGGAGGAAGGACUCAGAUGGAAACAGCAACUCGGACAGGAAGAGCUCUUACACCAGCCACAAUGAGGAGAAAGGCGUACAGUCCAGGAUGUAAAGGGACCUUUUCUCUAAGGCUAACCCUCUUUGCUAUAUGAAUACGGCUUGGUUCUGUGUCUUAGAGUGCACCUGCAUUCAAGUUUAUUUGGUCAUUUUGUGAAGGAAGUCUGGUGCAAAGCUGGACAAAAGGGUUCAGAAUGAAUUGAUGACCUGAAGGAAAAGGUUCUGAAGUUUGAAGAACACAGAAAAAAGGGCUUCGAUGAUUAAACUCUUGAUGGACAGUGUUAGUGAAAGAUCUCUGCAGGGAUAUUUAAAACACAAGAUAAUAUAUAUAUAAAUAAAAUCCCAGGGUCCUUAUUGGUUAAUAAUUUGAGCUUUCGCUGUUGUACAUUUGUUUUUACAAUGAAUUAUUUUGCACUGUGUAGCAACUUCUCUGUGUAAUUUUUGUUUCAUAAGCGUAUGUACUGGAGUACACGUACAAAGAACACCUUUGUAUUUUCUUCCAAUCACAGUGUUGUACUUACUGUUAUAUUUUGUCACUGUUUUAUAUAAACACAUUGUUGCUAUCUGCAUCAGGUUCAAUCUAGCCUUGUAGACUGCCUGUUUAAUAAGAAAAUGUUGAAUUAUGUUUCAUAUUCAAUUUCAUUUUGAACUCAAAGAUUAUUGUCUACAUUAAAGCUACUGGUAAGGUG